GUACAUAACAUAAAAUUGACAUCAAUAUUCAGUUCUAUACACUAUAACACUUAGAACGCACAGUCCGUCGCCCUUUCUAGAGAUCAAAGUCUUAUCAUAUUAUCUCCGUGACUCGGGAAUCACGCUCAGGUCGCCAGCGGUAUGGCACUCACGAUUUACACUGUUGCAUUAUGAGCAUUGCUACCGAAGCGCCUAUCACUCUUUGCUUGUUUAUUCAAUUGAUUAUCGUUAAAAGUUAAACUCGUUUCUUUCACGUCUAAAAACGCUACAGCACAUUUUUAAGGCUUCUUCAUACCUUAGUAGUCGUAUAGUUAUAUCGCGACUAGUACUACCUACCUAAGUUUACAAAUUUUAUAUUUUGUGACAACAGUAGAUUCGAUUUAUUAUUGCGUACCUACAUUAAACUAAAAGUGAAUUAAACAUUUUUGCACAAUAAAUUAAACUAUAUUUUAUUAAUGUCAUUUUAUCUUCGCACUAAUUGGUGAUAACUAUUUUAAGUGUCAAAACCAAUUUACAAGUAUAUAAUUAAAUCAUGGGAAGAAUAUCAAACUGGAAAAUUAGCAAUAAUUAUAUUGAUCAAAUGGGUCUUGUGUAAAAGCAUCUGUUUCACUUCAUGGUAUUUAUUAAUCUACUAAUUCUCGCUAAGAAAAUACACUAAAGACAGAAAUUCAUCCAACUACUGAAGGGUCAGAUCUGAUGGUCCAGAUUAUUGGAUUAAGUUCUAUAAAGAUUAAACGCUAAGAUUUUAGUUGUAUUAAAUGGGGAGCAUUUCUUCGAAAAUUGCUACGGCCUAGUGAUAUGUAAAAGAAGUUUAAAAUAAAAAAGAUUAAAAUGUCCGGAAUUCCAAAAAUCAAAUGUGAACCACAAGAUAUAGUACUUAAUGAGUAUAUAAAACAAGAACCUAUCGAUGAAGAAUAUACUUAUGAUCAUUAUCAUAAUGAUAUCCCCUCUACUAAUCAAUGUUAUACAAAAGAUUCUGAAAAGGAUUUUUUAGAUGAUAUUAAAGAUGAAAUUAAAAUUGAAGUUGAUGAAAUUGAUGGUAUGAGAUAUGAAAGUAUUAUUGUGAUUGAAAACAAUUAUAGACCAUCACACAUAACAGAUUUAAUACCAUCUACGACACAUGGUAACAAUUCACAAAUCCAAAAACAAUUAACAAAUGUUCACAAAAUAGUUAAUAAUACUGAUAGACCAUUUAAUUGUGAUACUUGUAAUAAAGCAUUUUCACGGAAAGAACAUCUCAAAGCUCACAGAUGGAUUCAUACAGGAAAAAGACCAUAUAAAUGCGAAAUUUGCUGUAAAACAUUUUCACGGAAAGAAAAUUUUAAAAGUCAUAACAUGAUUCAUACGGGAGAGAAGCCAUUUAAAUGCGGUAUAUGCUAUAAAUCAUUUUUACAUAAAGGUCAUAUAAGAACUCACAUGAGAAUUCACACAGGAGAAAGACCAUAUAAAUGCAAUAUUUGCAAAAAAUCAUUUUUACAAAAAGGUAAUUUAAGAACCCAUAAAAAAACCCAUUUAGGAGAAAAACCAUACAAGUGCAUAAGUUGUAAUAAAUCAUAUUCACGAGAAGAUAAUUUAAAAAGUCACGAAAAGAUUCAUUUGGGAGAAAAACCAUUUAAAUGUGAUAUAUGUAAGAAAACAUUUUUACAAAAAGGUCACAUAAGAAUUCACAUUAGGAUACAUACAGGUGAAAAACCGUAUAAUUGUACUAUUUGUAAAAAAUCAUUUGCAAGAAAAGACAACAUGAAAAAUCAUAUUAGUAGGAUGCAUACGAUAAAAAAUUAAUAAUAAUAUUAUGUGAUAAUAUAUAUAUCAUUAAACUGUCAAUAUGUUGUAACUAUAUUGUAACUAUAGCUUAUUAUAAAUUAUUCUCCAUAACACCUUUUUUAAUUG
Messenger RNA from Melanaphis sacchari, 1890 nucleotides. RefSeq names its product gastrula zinc finger protein XlCGF7.1-like. Gene Ontology annotation, cellular component: nucleus. Gene Ontology annotation, molecular function: DNA-binding transcription activator activity, RNA polymerase II-specific; RNA polymerase II cis-regulatory region sequence-specific DNA binding. The transcript has 5 exons. The record is from RefSeq and is a predicted model, not a curated record. The coding region runs from base 832 to 1782 and encodes 316 amino acids. NCBI's taxonomy places the organism in Eukaryota, Metazoa, Arthropoda, Insecta, Hemiptera, Aphididae. Gene Ontology annotation, biological process: regulation of transcription by RNA polymerase II.